AUGAUACCAUUCAUUCUGCCCGAAUUACCUCCUAAUACUGCACCAACAGCUGACCAACAACGUGCUCUUCAUGACAUUGUUCAAGUUGUUAGGACCAUCUUGAAUAUGAGCCAAGAUGACAUCACUGCUCUAGGAGUUGGAGGUCAAAACUACCUCACAGUCAACUCUUGGGCCAAUCUAAACCAACCGAACCCCAAUGGUCCGAGUCUUCUCUCUCGUGAUAUCUAUAAUCGUUUCGUACGAUUCGUCAACUCCGCCCCUGCUACCAUCCAAGUUAUCAGAACUAAUUUGGUGAAUACCAAUCACCAUUUAGCCGCUGCUAAUGCCGAGAUUAACCUUGCCAAUGCUAGAGCCGCUGAAGCUGAUGCCAGAUCCACUGCAGCUGAUGCCAGAGCCACUGCAGCUAAUACAAGAGCUAAUGCUGAAGCUACCAGAGCCAAUGUAGAAGCUGCCCGAGCUAAUUCAGAAGCUGCCAAAGUCAUUGUGGAAGCUGCAAGAGCGGAGAAAGCCGAGGUGAGCCUUGCCAUUGUCAGGAUUACUUUGAUGCAGAUCGAUGAGAAUGCGAAAGAAUCCAAC
This is a messenger RNA of Acytostelium subglobosum LB1, 576 nucleotides long. RefSeq lists its product as hypothetical. The record is from RefSeq and is a predicted model, not a curated record. Lineage: Eukaryota; Evosea; Eumycetozoa; Acytosteliales; Acytosteliaceae. The annotation marks the transcript as partial. The transcript has a single exon.